GCCGUGUUCAGUCUGUGAACGACUCCGUCCGGUGCGCGUGCGUGUGCCGGCCAUGAUCACCGGCUGAGCGGCCACCAUGCUCGUGCCCCCUGAGAUGAUGGCGGCUCAAUCCAAACUGGUCUACCAGAUGAACAAGUACUACAACGAGCGUGUCGCCAAUCGUAAGGCGCAGAUCGCCAAGACUAUCAAUGAAGUAUGCCGGAUAGUUCAGGAUGUACUCAAGGAGGUGGAACUGCAGGAGCCCCGGUUUAUUUCCUCUUUGACGGAUUAUAACGGGCGGUUCGAUGGUUUGGAGGUGGUUUCUCCACACGAGUUCGAAAUCAUCAUUUACCUUAAUCAGAUGGGCGUCCUUAACUUCGUGGAUGACGGCUCUCUGCCAGGCUGCGCCGUGCUUAAACUUAGCGACGGAAGGAAACGUUCCAUGUCCCUCUGGGUGGAGUUCAUCACAGCCUCUGGAUAUUUAUCCGCCAGAAAAAUACGUUCAAGAUUCCAAACGCUGGUUGCGCAGGCCUGCGACAAGUGUUCCUAUCGUGACUGUGUUAAAAUGAUCGCCGAGACGACGGAGGUGAAGUUGAGGAUCCGCGAACGAUACAUAGUGCAAAUAACGCCGGCUUUCAAAUGUGCCGGCUUGUGGCCUCGCUCGGCGGCGCACUGGCCCCUACCAACCAUACCUUGGCCGCAUCCUAACAUCGUGGCCGAGGUCAAAACUGAAGGUUUCGAUUUACUUUCUAAAGAGUGUUUGACUUUGCAAGGAAAGAAUUCCGCUAUGGAAGGCGACGCGUGGGUGCUGAGCUUCUUUGAAGCUGAAAACCGACUCCUACAAGGCGGUUGUAGAAAGAAAUGCUUAAGUAUUUUGAAAACUAUAAGGGACAGGCAUCUCGAUCUGCCCGGGAAUCCGGUGACAUGCUACCACAUGAAAACAUUACUUUUAUACGAAUGUGAGAAACAUCCACGAGAACAUGAAUGGGACGAAGGCGCUAUAGGGGACAGAAUAAACGGAAUAUUCCUCCAGUUGAUAUCCUCACUUCAGUGUCGCCGAUGUCCGCACUACUUUCUUCCUCACGUGGACUUGUUCAAAGGCAAGUCUCCAACGGCAAUGGAAAACGCUGCGAAGCAGGUCUGGCGGCUGACGAGAGAGAUGCUCACGAAUUCGAGGGCCUUCGAGAAGCUGUGAAGAGUAGUGUGGAGAUGUGAAGUUCUAUGUGAUGUGAUGUGUCGCUGAUCCCGGAGUCAUAUAAUGUGUAGUCUCGUUAUGUAGUGCGUUAGUAUGUAAGAGUAGCGCGGUAGCGACCGGUCGGAGCGAACAGACAGUAAGUAGAAGUGAUACUUCUAACGUUACGUUCAUUCAAAUAUUAUUUGUGAUAUAAUGUAAAUAGCUUACUUAUUGUACAAUUUUAGUGAUAUUUAUUUCGAUGGAAGCGAAAAUUCGUGUAUUUAUUUGACUGAAAUCUUUUAGAGUAGGUGUAUAAUCUAUAUUAUAAUAAUAAAUAUUUCGAAACUAUA
Molecule: messenger RNA, 1503 nt
Organism: Danaus plexippus (monarch butterfly)
Lineage: Eukaryota; Metazoa; Arthropoda; Insecta; Lepidoptera; Nymphalidae
Gene: mab-21
Product: protein mab-21
Exons: 1
Coding region: 77-1174 (365 amino acids)
Source: RefSeq, a predicted model, not a curated record